Messenger RNA from Musa acuminata AAA Group (dessert banana), 1616 nucleotides. RefSeq names its product probable protein phosphatase 2C 68. Gene Ontology annotation, biological process: peptidyl-threonine dephosphorylation. Gene Ontology annotation, molecular function: protein serine/threonine phosphatase activity; cation binding. Gene Ontology annotation, cellular component: nucleus. Bases 77 to 1273 code for a protein of 398 amino acids. Lineage: Eukaryota; Viridiplantae; Streptophyta; Magnoliopsida; Zingiberales; Musaceae. The record is from RefSeq and is a predicted model, not a curated record. The transcript is spliced from 4 exons.
ACCGGUUCGAAUUCGAGAACGAGAGAGAGCGAAGGGUACCAAGUUUUGUUUCUAUUUUCUUGUGUGUACCUCGAUAAUGGCGGAGAUCUGUUGUGGCGUGGAGACGGCGGCUUUGAAGUCCUGCGAGCCGGGAUCACGCGCGGCGAGGCGGCGCCGGAUGGAGAUCCGGCGGCUCAGCUUCGUCGCCGGGGUGGAGGCACCAGCGGUGGAGGACGAACCCAGUGAAAAGCGGCAGAGGAUGGAUGGCGGCAGCUCCUCCGGGAGCGCGGAAAAGUCUGGAACGACACCGGGUGGGAGCCCGAGUCUGGAGCCUCCCAUUAUGGCGUCCGCGGAAUUGGGGACGUCCGGUCGGCGCCCGAGGUUUGGGAUGGCUGCGGUCCGCGGGCGGAGGAGGGACAUGGAGGACGCCGUCUCCAUCCGUCCCGACUUUGUUCGGCGAGACGAUGGGGUUUCGGCGAGGCACCAUUUCUUCGGCGUCUUUGAUGGUCAUGGCUGCUCUCACGUGGCGUCGCUGUGUAGCGAUCGGAUGCACGAGGUGGUGGCGGAGGAAGUAGAGACGCUUGCGUCGGGUGCCGCUACAUCGCCGCAGGCAUGGAGGGUGGCGAUGGAGAGGAGCUUCGCUCGGGUGGACGCGGAGGCGGUGAACGGGAGCGGUGAGCGCCCGAGCCAGGACUGCCGAUGCGAGCUCCAGCCGCCGAGGUGUGACCACGUGGGCUCCACCGCCGUGGUCGCCGUCGUCAGCCCCACCCGGAUCGUCGUCGCCAACUGCGGCGACUCCCGCGCCGUCCUCUGCCGCAACGGCGCCCCCAUCCCCCUCUCUUCCGACCACAAGCCGGACCGAGAGGACGAGCUGCAGCGGAUCGAAGCCGCUGGGGGUCGAGUGAUCUAUUGGGACGGGGCGAGGGUUCUUGGCGUGCUCGCCAUGUCUCGAGCCAUAGGGGACAGUUAUUUGAAGCCGUACGUGAUAUCGGAGCCGGAGGUGACGGUGUUGGAUAGGGAGGAGGGCGACGACUGCCUGAUCCUGGCGAGCGACGGGCUGUGGGACGUGGUGAGCAACGAGACGGCCUGCGACAUCGCAAGGAUGUGCCUGCAGGGCGGCGGCGACGAAGAAGAGGAAGUCGCUGGCGGUGAUGCAUCGUGCUCGGACGCGGCCGUACUGCUGACAAAGCUGGCCUUUGCGAGGCACAGCGCAGAUAACAUCAGCGUGGUCGUCGUCGACCUAAGAGAGAAAUGGAAAACGGCGCCUACGACGCCGACGAGGAAGAAUUCGUAGUACUGAAAGACUUACUAUUAUUCUCUUAUAUCUCUUCAGCUUCCCCGUAGCAGCACCAGAUUGCCUUGAGUGGCGGUGAAAGAGAAAAAACGCCGGCGUAGCUAACCUGGGAGGAUGGAGAUGAGAAAUCAUUAAGAUGACCAGAAUCUCUCUGGCUUUUCUCAUUUCUUUUCUGUUGUUGAUUACAAUGAAGGUGGCAAAUUUGUAUGGUGACAGUAGAGUUUCACCUUUUACAGCAUUCCCUUCUUUUCCUCGAGGGCUUUCGAUUACCUUUGUCAAUGACGAACGACCUGACGGAUCAUGAACAGAUGUUUGGAUCAGUUAUGGCCAAUGUUUAGCAAAA